This is a messenger RNA of Thecamonas trahens ATCC 50062, 5451 nucleotides long. RefSeq lists its product as uncharacterized. Bases 1 to 5385 code for a protein of 1794 amino acids. The record is from RefSeq and is a predicted model, not a curated record. The transcript is spliced from 2 exons. Lineage: Eukaryota; Apusomonadida; Apusomonadidae.
AUGAGCACUCCCGUCAUCAACCUCGACGCAAGCUCGGAGACUUCGGCUGCUGCAGCGACUGAGAGUGGCACGCCUGUUGCGGACUCGGACAACGAGGUCGAUGCUCGCGCUUACGCCACUGUUGAUCCAAGUGCGCUCGGCGAUGCCGGUGCAGAUGCGGAUGCAGACGCGUUUGCCUCGCUUCAGCCAGACGACGGCUCGGUCGGCAUGCGCAGGCGCCGUGGCUCUCGGAACUCGCGCCGGACCUCGUCUCGCUACUCCACCCUUGAUCCGGCGCGCCCGCGCAGACACUCGACCGUUCGGCACUCACAGUUUGGCGGUGGCCGCAAUGUAACCAUGCUCCGCGGUGUCCACUCAGGCAGCGAGGCCACGACGUCUGUCGUUCAAGAUACUCGGUCCAUGGCAACGCUGAUCGGUACCGACGUCCGUGCCCCACAAGCUUUUUCAUCCGACGACGUAGCCGCCGUUUUUCUCGACUAUGAGACGCUGUGCGCCGGCCUUCCGACGCCACAGGAUCCGUACCCGGCACCAAAGAAGCGCGCCAAGGUUGCGGUUGAUGCCGAAGCCGGCGCCUCCAAGGAAAAGGCUGACGGCGGUGAGCAAGGCACCGCCAAGGUGCUUUCGCCGGUCGUUGAUCGCGGCCGAUCGCGGUCGCGGUCGCGGUCGCGGUCGCGGUCGCGGUCUCGCAUCCGGUCGCGGUCGCGGUCGGCAGUGUCGAGCACCGGUCCCAUCGGCAAUGCUCCGCUCCGUGACAACGCCAACUUUGCCGACCAGAUCCGGUUUGCCGAGAGCCGCCGCCGCAAGCGCGAGCGGCGAGUGGUCUUUGCCACUUUUUUUGUUGCCAUCGCCUUUGCCCUCACCGGCCUCUACUACUUUACCAUUGUCGAGGACGGCCUCGACAUCCCUCGCCCACCACCGGACACGCUCACCCUUGAUCCUGCCUCGACGCGGUCGUUCUGCUACUCGGACGUGCUGACUUUCCUCUCGUCGUCAUUCUGGCUCAACAAGCUCACGCUCGCCUUUGCGCCGCCAAACGAACCCGUUCCGCUUGUUGUUGACCUCAAGAUCACGUUUGUCACCUCGCGCUCGCCCGAGUUCCAACCCGCCGUCUCGCACACCUUUACCUUUGGUGCCCGCGCCUUUGCCCUCGACCACCACAAAUGGCUUGACGUGGCGUAUCGUGUUCUCUCGCUCGGCAUGCUCAAGUCAAACCGCAAGGCCGUGCAAGUCUUUGUCGACGCCAACGAGGUGGCCACUGACUACGGCUCGGACUGUCCAGUCGAGUCGAUGGUCGAGUACUUCCGGCCCAAGCCCAACUCGACGCGGUACGACGACCAGGCUUUGCUCAACGCCAUUGCGGAGGUCGCCUUUGGCGCCGUCGAGCUUGUACCCAACCGGCGGCUCACGCCGUCCAUCGCCUGCUACCGCGGCGCUGGAACCAACGGCGAUCUCGACACGCUCGACCGCUCGGUCUGUUUCGAGCGAGUCUCUUCCGGCCCAGACUACCCGCAGCACAUCCGGCAGAUCGAGCUCUUCCGGCCUCCAUACUUUGAGGUCAUAUUUCUUGUUGCCGCCUUUGUCCUUGCCAUCCUUGUCAUCGACCGCGUCUGGCUGCAUCUCUUUGAGCUCGUCGAGUCGCUCACCAUUGGCGACUCGGAGAUCCUACUCUCGUCGUCGGACGCGCCCAAGUUUCAGAUCCUUGGCGUCAUGCUGGUGACCAACUUUGGGCGGUUUGCCGCCCUCUUUGGCCCUGUCCUGGUCCUCUCCUUCUUUGACUUUGCGUUCAUUGGCUCGUACGUUACGCUCGUCGGCGUCCUUGCGCUCUUUAUCAUUGUCUCGUCGGUCGACAUCUUUGUCUUUCUCCGCUCGCCGCACCUCCGGCCGGUCCAGCUCAUUCUCUCCAAGUAUGCGUUCAAGGGCAAUGCGCAGUUCUUUGACUUUUUCCGCAUCAUUGUCAUCAUGAUUCUGUCGCUGUUCUACGGCGCGGGCGCGCCGCUCAUGGCUCUGGCCGCCCUCCUUCAUCCGCUCCCGACCCAGAUUCGGCUUCUCACCACACUCUCGCUUGUUUCGUACAUCCUGCUCUUCCUCGGCAACCUCUUCCGCAAGGUCCAGGACGGCUCGCCUUAUCCGGUCGAGGAGCAUGCGUACCAGAACCUAGUCAACCUCUACUCGGGGCGCAACCUGGUCUCCAAGCACCUGUUGCAGAUGCACCGUGUUCUCGACGCCAUCAAGGCCGCCGAGUCGGCGGCUGUCGGCGGCGCGGCGCCGGCAAACUCGACGACGUCGACCUCGCGGCGGCGGUUCUACAACUUUCUGCUCACCAUGGGCUUCUUCGCCCUCGAGUCGUCGCGGUUUGACUUUCACGAGCGCCUCCGCUUUGUGCCCGACGGCAAGGUCUACGCCUUUCCGUUCCUUCCGGCCCGCAUCGAGGAGGUCUACCUCUCGGCUCGACCCGACGACGAACUCGAUGACGGGCCGACCCAUGACGUGCUGUGGGGCGGGCGCGAGACGCUGUACUCGUACUACCACAAGGACAACAAGCACCUGCUGACGCUCCGCCCGGGCGCGGUUGCUGACAUCGAGUCGGCGUUCCACGCCGCCGAGCGGUCGUACCGGCUCUCGCUCAUCUCGUCGUUCUUGCUCCCACUCAUGGAGUUUGCGCUUCUCAUCAUUGUCAUUGUCUACGCGUCGGUCAUCUUUGACGGGCUGGAGCUCUCCGAGGGCACUUCUGCGCCGUUCUCGGUCUUGCUCUUUGUCAUCACCAUCAUCCGUGGCCUCCUUAUCUCGUCGCAGGUGACGGCGACGGCGGCCGGCCUCGAGACCGCCGACGACGAGUCGCUCACCGACCUCACAGCCGCGUUUACCCACAUGCUCCGCAAGGAGCUCAAAGUCCGCGACUCGGACGGCGAGCGGCGGCGCGCGCGAGAGGAGCAGGCGCGAGCCAAGCUUCUCGCCCACUCGGCUAACGAGCUUUUCCGCGAAGACAAGAAAAAGGUGCUCAAGAAGCGGCAACCGUUUGGCGCCUUUUUCCUUGUUGUUGUCCUUGUCAUCAUCGGCGGCGUGCUCAUUGGCGUCUUUGCCUUUGGCGCGCGCUCGUCCUCGAUCGACAUUGACGAGUCGCUCCUCAACGCGCAGUUUAGAAACCUCGCCAACGAGUCCAUUUGCUACUCGGAGAUGUCGUUGUACGCAGAGGCGCCGUUGUGGACACAUCUCAUCCGCGGCGCGUUGUAUCCGAUCGACGAGCCGAUGCCACUGUUUGUAGAUGUGCAGUUUGACUUUGUUUCGUACUCGCCCACGGCAGUCUCGCCGACGCUCACCCAGCACUGGCGGAUCGGAGCACGAUCGAUGUUUGUCAACUUUGGCCGGUGGGAGGAGUUGGCAGCGUUUGUGCUUUCGGGCUCGAUCUUCCGGACCAACGCCAAGUCGCUGCACUUUGUGAUGGACGAGGCCGAGCUCGAGUCACAGCUCGACGCAGAUUGCACAGCAGCGAUGCUGACCGGGGUGUACAAGGGCAAUGGGCUGCAGUCGCGCGCAGCGAUGGCCUCGUUCCUCUUCGGCCUUCUCCUUGAGCAGGGUCAGGACUUUCUGCACUCGGCCAUCUGCCCGAUCACACCGUCUGGCGAGCUGGCCAAGGGCGAGUGCUUCAAGCGGACGACGGUCGAGUCGUCGCUUCAGUCUGUGCAGACGUUUGAGCCGAAGCACACCGGGCGGAACAUGGUGUAUCUGGCAUCGCUUGUCCUCGCGGUCCUCCUCACGCUCGCUGUCUUUUACUUCUGGGACUCGUUUAUCGGCGGUCUCGAGUCGCUGUCUUUGUCCGGGAUGACGGGCGCCGGCUCGUUCAGCAUGGAGGAGGAUCCGCGGUACUGGUACACCAUCAAUGCCAAACUCAUGGGCUUUGCGGUUGUGCCGCUCCUGGCCACGACCAUCCAGUCGUCGCGGACGUACUUUUUCUCUGUCCUCCUUGGCCUCGGACUGUUCCUCCUUGUGCAGGCACUCAUUCCACGGUCGAUGCUGGAUCUGACGGAUCCGUCCGAGUCGACGUCGUCGAUCCAGUCGCGGGUGAUCAUGGGGCGCUGGGCGUCGUUUGACACCGCCGGACGUGGGCGGCCACGCUCGUACCAGGUUGUCUUUUGGCUUGUCUGCGUCUGCCGGACCAUCGUUGCAGGGCUUGUGGGCAUGUUGUACGGCGGCGGCGUCCCGUACUUUGUGCUCUCGUUCAUUUUCCACCCCGCCAAGACUGAGCGGAUGCUGAUUGUGGCGGUUGUAGUGACGGCGACGUUUGUGGUGGUUGUCAACUGGCUCAUUGCGCUGGUUUGGACCUCGUCGGUGCUCUACAAUGUGUACGACCAGCUGUGCGAGGCGCACUCGAUCUCGCACCUCCCGCUGCAAGCGCGCAACGAGCUGCAGCAGUUUGCGCGGGCUGUGGAGGAGUUUUUCCCCAACGCCGGCUCGGACGUCGACGAUGCGCGCGACCUGCUUGUCUUUUAUCUUGAGACGGUGGCGACGGUCAAGUACCACUCGGGACGGCUCAAGAUGGCCGGCAUCGGAAUCCCGGAGCUGCCGCUGCUUCCGGAGGACGAGCUCGACCGGCAGGUGAGCGGAGAGAGCCAGACGAUCUGCGUGCUGUCACGCGGCGGCGCCGAGACGCCGUUCCGUGUCUCUGACGAGCCAGUCAUGUGGGGUUCGCUUGACACUGGCGUGCUGCCUGGCUGGCAGCCCACAUCGUCUUCGUCGUCGGAGGAGGACGAGGACGGCAUGACAUACAUCCGGCUCUCCGAUACGGCACUGCAUGAGAUCGACGACCUGUUUGAUACGCGGCGAGUGGGCGUUUUCUCUAUCAUCCAGGUCCCGCGAUCGAUUUCGCUGGGGAUGAUGCUUGUGCUUGCGUGCUUCUUUGCACUUAUGAUUCCUGCGCUUCUCAACGUGGUCAACCUUGACAAGGACCAGUCUGUGCUCUCGACGUUUGGCACGCUCAUUGUGGGCUUUUCGGCCAUUAUCGGGGUAGCACUCCAGUCUGAGACGCAGCAGGAGCGCAACACGUUUAUCGUGGCCGAACUCGACGACAUCGUGACGACUGAGCUCGACGCGCACAACAUGGUGCGGUCUUCGGAGACCGACCAGCUUGCGCUCCAGCAGUUCAACGUGGUCAUGAACCGCGAUGAGGACUCGGGCCAUAUCGACGGGCUCAUUCUUGUCCGCGACAUCGAAGGGUUGCGGACGGACCAGGGCGAGGCCGGCGAUCUCACGCUGGAGGGCAAUCCCGCGACGCCGGUAGUCGUCCGCGGUGCGUCGUUCACGUCGGUGCCGGUGGCAGCCGGCGGCGGAGUGGUUGUGGCGGUCGAUGCAGCGAGCUCGUCGGGCUCGGAAGGUUCAAGCAGUGGGUAAGGUGAUGAACAUAGUCGAUGGCCCUGAAGAAACCAACAUUUGCACAUAACAGUGACAGGUUGCCGA